Molecule: messenger RNA, 639 nt
Organism: Cornus florida
Lineage: Eukaryota; Viridiplantae; Streptophyta; Magnoliopsida; Cornales; Cornaceae
Product: agamous-like MADS-box protein MADS9
Exons: 7
Coding region: 1-639 (212 amino acids)
Biological process (GO): positive regulation of transcription by RNA polymerase II
Cellular component (GO): nucleus
Molecular function (GO): DNA-binding transcription factor activity, RNA polymerase II-specific; RNA polymerase II cis-regulatory region sequence-specific DNA binding; protein dimerization activity
Source: RefSeq, a predicted model, not a curated record
AUGGGGAGAGGAAAGAUAGAGAUAAAGAGGAUAGAGAACUCAAGUAACAGGCAAGUCACAUACUCAAAGAGAAGGAAUGGGAUCAUGAAGAAGGCUAAGGAGAUCACUGUUCUCUGUGAUGCUAAUGUCUCUCUUGUUAUCUAUGCUAGCUCUGGCAAGAUGCAUGAGUACUGUAGCCCUUCCACUAAGUUGAUUGAUAUCUUGGAUCGAUACCAAAAGCAGUCUGGGAAGAGGUUGUGGGAUGCUAAGCAUGAGAAUCUCAGCAAUGAACUCGACAGAAUCAAGAAAGAGAAUGACAGGAUGCAGAUUGAGCUGAGGCAACUGAAGGGGGAAGACAUAACAUCUUUGCACUACAAAGAGCUAAUGGCCAUAGAGGAAGCACUCGACAACGGGCUUGAUAGCAUUGGUGAAAAACUGAGGGAAAUUGUCAAGAUGAAAGAGAAGAAUGACAAAAUGCUGGAGGAAGAGAACAAGCACCUCAAGUACUUGCUGCAUCAACAAGAGAUGGCUAUGGAUGAUAAUGUGAGAGCUGAAAUGGAGAAAACAUAUCAGCAGAGAGAAUUCCAGCCCCAGAUGAGUUUUCCCUUCCGCGUGCAGCCAAGUCAGCCAAAUUUACAGGAGAGGUUUUGGAAUUGUUGA